Messenger RNA from Brassicogethes aeneus, 1821 nucleotides. The record is from the annotation of a GenBank genome assembly. Lineage: Eukaryota; Metazoa; Arthropoda; Insecta; Coleoptera; Nitidulidae.
CCUUAAAUUCAAAUUUCUAACCUAUAAACUCGCGGUAAAUAAAAUGAGCGAUUCAGGUGUCUGUGAAAUAAAAGCAGAGUACAUUUUGCCGGAUCAAGAGAGACAAAUCAUUUUGGAGUGUGUAUCGGAGAAGGACAAAACCAAGUUGCAAAAUGAAGAUGAAAAGAGCGAAGAACAGCCGGCUAAAAGGCAGAAAUUAAGCAAGAGCGAAAAAAAGAAGCUAAAAGGGCAGAAUAAGUCGCGAGGGCCUACUUUUGUGCGUAAUAAAGAGGUUGAAUUGUGUAAUUGUUAUUCUGAUAUUGCGGUUGAUGAAGAAGCCCCAAAGUGCGAGAGAAAAAAUUGUCAGUUCUUGCAUAGUGUUGAGGAAUAUUUGAAGGUUAAACUGGACGAUAUAGCGAGUACUUGUUACAAUUUCGAGACAACAGGGAGAUGUAUCAGAGGUUUAACUUGUAGAUUUGGCUCUGUGCACAUCUCAAGCGACGGUAAAAACGUUGUAGACAACGAAAAAGUGGAAUUACACAAAGAAAAAGGGCUGAAAACCAAAAACCAACUAAGCUAUGAUCUUCAAAUUUCCCUGAGAAAGAGGCAAUACAACUUUGAUUUAUCUGAAGCUCUAAUCAGAAACAACGACAAACGUAGAGCGGAAAAAAGCGGAAAUCCCAAAGCAGAACCCAAAAAAACCAGUGGGUCUGUGACGGACGAGGACGUUGUUAAAAUAUUGAGCCGAGAAAAGAAGAAAAUUGACUGGACCGAUAAGUUGGUUUUGAGUCCUCUAACCACAGUGGGAAAUUUGCCUUUCAGGAGAAUUUGCAAGGAGUAUGGGGCUGAUGUUACUUGCGGGGAAAUGGCCAUGUGCACUUCUUUGUUGCAAGGGGCCCCCCAAGAAUGGGCCUUGGUCAAAAGACACCACACUGAGGAUAUUUUUGGGGUCCAAUUGUGCGGCAACAACCCGUACGUGCUGACGAAAUGCUGCCAGCUGCUGGAAAAAGAGUGCGAAAUCGACUUCGUCGACUUGAACCUGGGCUGCCCGAUAGAGCUGGUGUACAGGGAGGGGGGCGGCUGCGGGCUGGUGCGCCGGCAGAACGUGCUCGAGUGCUGCGUGCGCAGCAUGAGCGACGCGCUCACGAUCCCUCUGACGGUGAAGAACCGCACCGGCGUCUACAGCAACGAGAGCAUCGCGCACCUCCUGGCGCCCAAGUUCCGCGACUGGGGCGCCACUCUCAUGACGAUACACGGCCGAUCUAGAGAGCAGCGGUACACGCGCUCCGCCGAUUGGUCGUACAUCCGCGAGGUGGCCAAGGCGGCCGCGCCGAUGCCGGUGCUAGGCAACGGGGAUAUUUUGACGUACGACGACUACAAAAAGGCGCGCGAGACGGCCCCAGAACUGACGGGGGUGAUGAUCGGCAGGGGGGCGCUGAUAAAGCCGUGGAUUUUUCGGGAGAUCAAGGAGCAGAAAUUAAUCGACGUAUCCAGCCGGGAACGGUUCGAUUUAAUACAAAAAUACGUCAACUACGGUUUGGAACACUGGGGUUCGGACAAUAAAGGGGUCGAGAACACGAGGCGAUUUUUGUUGGAGUGGUUGUCUUUUUUGUACAGGUAUGUUCCUGUGGGGUUGCUGGAACGGCCACCGCAAAAAAUCAACGAUAGACCGCCGUAUUAUAGAGGGCGCGACGAUCUAGAGACGCUCAUGGCUUCGCCCUCUGCCGGUGAUUGGAUUAAGCUAAGUGAAAUGUUUCUCGGGAAAGUUCCCGAAAACUUUGUCUUUCUACCCAAGCAUAAAGCUAAUUCAUAUAAAUAAAAAUUAUAUUGUUAUAACAAAAU